AUGAUGGGGGACCAGGGUGAAGGAGAGCAGACGAUGAAACCAGUAGAAGAAGAUUCAGGACGUUCACUGGUGCUGCUGGCAGAAGAGGAGAAUCAGCUCCAGGCAGAGAACCAACAGCCGAGAAAUAAGGAAGAAACAUCUGAGAGAAAUCAGGAAGAAAACAAAGAGCAGCCGGAGGAAUCCAGCCAGGGGGUAAAGGUAGAGUGGAAAGAAAGAGGGAAAGGAGGGAUGGAAAGUGAUGAAGGAGCGGACAUCGAUGAAACUCAAAAGACGUGCAAGAAGAUCCAACGAGAAGGACAGCUGCAGGCAGAGCAACAUCUGGACGUAAAGGAAGGAAUCCCAGAGAAGAUAGAAGUCUUCACAUUUACCGCAGAGAGAGGAGGUGAGUGUCAGGGAGUACAGCAACAGGAGCUGAUAGAGAAUAACAGAAGACCUGAAAUAGGAACAGGCAAAAAACAUAAACCAGAGGAAGAGCCCAAUGUGGCUCAGCAACAGCCAGUCUGUAAGAAAAGGCGUCAGGAAGAAGACAGUGAGCAGACACAGGAGAGCUCCAGAAAGCUACAAGAGCUAAAUGGCGAUGAGGUAAUGUCUGAAGACAAAGCUAACAUGAAACAAGACAUAAUAGAUGAAGAAAUGGAGGAUGUGAGUUACCAACAGGAUCAAGCACCUAUGUGUCAGGAAGACCAAGGGGAGGACAUGGAGCAUUAGAAAAACAGCAGGAAACUCAAAGAAGAAGCAAUAAUCCAGUUACAACAUUUACACCGUGCAGCUAUUGACAGCCAGUCUAUGACAGUUUAAUUUUUCAUUUCAACCACAAGAAAAUAUCGCUGAAUUAUAUUAUUAUUUUUCAGAGGAUAAAGAUCAGCAAACUAGAGAUUCACUAAUAUCUCUUUCACCAAUUGUUUUUAUAUUGUGAUGUGUCCAAGAGAAUGUACAGGACUCUCAUGCAUCAAAUUGUAAGAAGUAAAGAAAGAAGCGUCGGGAAGAAGACAGUGAGCAGACACAGGAGACUUCCAAAAAGCUAAAAGAACAGUAUGACGAAGUGAUGACAUCUGAAGACGAAGAUAACCUGGAGCAAGAAGUAAGAGAUGAACCUAAAGGAAUGGAUUGGAGUUGACUACAGGAUUAAGUACAUAUAAAUCAGAAAGACCAACAGGACGAGGAAACAGCUGACAUUAGGAAACUCAAAGAAGAAUCAAGAAGCCAUUUACAACAUUCUCGUUGUGCAGCCCUCGACAACCAGUGACUAAGAAUACUCUGUGCAGCUAAUUUAUCUCUCUAUACUCAAGUCUUUUGAAGGAAAUGUUCAAGAUUUGAACCAUAAACAAUAUAGCUGAAUGUAAUAUUUAAUUUUCUUAGGAUCAGAGUAUAAAAACAUGCAAACUACAGAUGCACUGAUCGGAUUUUGACUAAUGUACACUGGUCUUUUUAACAUACAUUUAUAUUUAUAAUUUCUUAUGGUUUAUAAAAUGCCCGCAACAAGGCAUCACCCUCAUAACAUCAGACAUAACUGUAUGUUUGUCUUAAUCCACAGAUCAGGUGAUGAGUAGUGUGUGAAAAAAAGCAAAGCAUGAAAUCCUUGUAAAUAAAUUUUACUUAUUUUUACUUUA
Molecule: messenger RNA, 1610 nt
Organism: Perca fluviatilis (European perch)
Lineage: Eukaryota; Metazoa; Chordata; Actinopteri; Perciformes; Percidae
Product: transcription factor SPT20 homolog
Exons: 2
Coding region: 1-708 (235 amino acids)
Source: RefSeq, a predicted model, not a curated record